Messenger RNA from Belonocnema kinseyi, 306 nucleotides. RefSeq lists its product as uncharacterized. Lineage: Eukaryota; Metazoa; Arthropoda; Insecta; Hymenoptera; Cynipidae. Bases 1 to 306 code for a protein of 101 amino acids. The transcript has a single exon. The record is from RefSeq and is a predicted model, not a curated record.
AUGCUAUGUGGGCACGGGUUGUUCCGAGCGUACCUACAUAAAAUAGGGAAAUUGGAGAAGCCAGACUGUGUGUACUGCGGAAACGACCGCGAUGACGCGCUCCACACCUUCUUUGAAUGUAGCAGGUGGAUAGAAGAAAGGCAAAAGCUGCAAAGCGAGGUCGGGGUUCUCACACCAGAGACAAUUAUCAAUGUGAUGCUCGGUAGCGGGGUUCACUGGGAAGUAAUAGCCAGUUAUGUAGAAACCAUUUUACGCCAGAAGAAAGUAGAGGAAACGAAGCUAGCAGCCAGGGAAACUGCAACAUGA